GGCAGCAUGGGAUCAAAUACAUAACUGUCUAAAUUUAAACUGUCAAACAAUAUUUACUAAUCAAAGUUGAACUCACGUGUACGUUAUGGUAGUUUUUCUAAUUUCUAACAACGAGAAGAAAUUAAAAUUGACUUAAUACAUUAUUGAGGAGAUUUAUUUUCAUUGGUUUAUUGUAAACAAAAUUCAACAUGGGGAAGCAAAGAAAAACGAGAAAAAUAGUCGAAAAAAGGUUUGCACAAAUGAAAAAGCUCAUUAGUCCAAGUGAUAGCAGGAUAAAAGCAACAGAAAGGGCAGAGCCGAAGAAAAAGAAGAAAGUUGAUCCGCACGAGGUUAAGAUUCGAGAAGUGCCGCAAACGAGUUCCGCUCUAUUUUUUCAAUACAAUACACAACUAGGACCUCCUUAUCACAUUUUAAUCGACACAAACUUCAUAAACUUCUCUAUAAAGAACAAAUUAGAUAUCAUACAAAAUAUGAUGGAUUGUUUAUACGCGAAAUGUAUUCCAUAUGUAACAGAUUGUGUUUUAGGCGAGUUAGAAAAACUUGGACGUAAGUACAGGGUUGCUCUAAGAAUAAUCAAGGAUCCGCGCUUUGAGAGGCUUGCGUGUUUACACAAAGGCACAUACGCCGAUGAUUGUAUAGUGCAGAGGGUAACACAGCAUAAAUGUUAUAUUGUUGCUACCAAUGAUAAGGACUUGAAGAGAAGGAUAAGAAAAAUACCUGGUGUCCCUAUUAUGUAUGUUGCUCAACAUAAAUAUACUAUAGAAAGAAUGCCUGAUGCAUAUGGAGCACCUAAAGGUGCAAUAUAGUUAGUUUUUACUAGGAUAAUAAAAUUUUAUUUUAUA
This is a messenger RNA of Melitaea cinxia (Glanville fritillary), 842 nucleotides long. RefSeq names its product rRNA-processing protein FCF1 homolog (gene Bka). Gene Ontology annotation, cellular component: nucleolus; small-subunit processome. The record is from RefSeq and is a predicted model, not a curated record. NCBI's taxonomy places the organism in Eukaryota, Metazoa, Arthropoda, Insecta, Lepidoptera, Nymphalidae. The coding region runs from base 189 to 806 and encodes 205 amino acids. The transcript is spliced from 2 exons.